Messenger RNA from Miscanthus lutarioriparius, 411 nucleotides. The record is from the annotation of a GenBank genome assembly. NCBI's taxonomy places the organism in Eukaryota, Viridiplantae, Streptophyta, Magnoliopsida, Poales, Poaceae.
AUGGGAAAGCGCAGCUACGAAUCCGAUUACGAGAGCAUCUGCGACGCCCACAUCUCGGAGAACAAGGUUCGGAUGGAGAUGCUUGGGCUAAGCCGUACGAAGGAGGAGCUCAACAUGAUGACCCCCGCCCCCACCCGCCGCCCCUACACGUACAAGCAGUACGCCUCUCAGAGCGAUGCGCCGGCAGUGGUCGGCGAGGAGAUGGCGCCGGCGCCGCAGGACGGUGGCGGCGAAGAGAUGGGGGCCGUGCACGAACCUGUUCAUGGGGAAACUGCCACCUCUGUGAAAUCGUGCUGCGCGGAUGACUGCAAAUCGGUUCGUGGAGCGAGGCCUGAACCGGCCGUGCAUAGGCAUGACGCUCAUCUUAUCUACCACCAAGCUUCUGCCUUAGAUCUCCAGCUAAAUACCUAA